AUGCCUCCGGUCGUGGACCCCGUAACCGAGCUGUGGUGGGCCGCACGAUGGCGUGCCGCCUGGCCCCUGCACCGCCGUGUGCCCGGGACUUGCUGGACCUUCGGAGAGGCGAUGUUCCUGCCCAUCAUCUGCUGCGCUGCUGUUGUGUUUGGUGCCAGGAUGUGGGGCGACGUGGAGCGCAGUGGAUACCCGGCCACCUUCUUGGGAGCCUUGACCUACGCGACGGCAUGCCGCAAUUCCAUCCUGACACUGCUGACUGGGGUUCCCUUUGAGAGGGCCAUCUUCUACCACAAGUGCAUCGCGGUGCUGGCCAUCCUUGCGGCAUGCUACCACGGCUACGUUGCACUUAGCUUCCCAGUAGACGUGAGCCAUGCAGCUAUCGGCACGGAGCAGUUCACGUGGAGUGUGCUGGGUGAGGGCAGGAACUGGAGCGGUAUAGCUAUUUUUGCGUGUUGGGUCUCUGCCACUCUGGUCGCGCUUGUGUGGAUAAGGCGCUACCUUUUUGAGAUCUUCAACCGUUUGCACAUUGUCGCAGCCAUGGUCGGCUUGGUCUUUGCGGCCCAACAUGGUGCCACGACCACCCUCGCGGGUGGAGCCUUGUGGGCCUUGGACAAGGUCCUUUCUCUGCUCUUCUCCCUGGCGAAGAUGAACAAGGCUCAGACUCACAAGGCCACGGCUCGUGUGUUGCCUGCCGAUUUGGUAGAGAUCUCCUUCCCGCGGGGCAGUUUCAAGUACAAAGGCGGCCAGUGGUGCAAUGUCUGGGUACCGAACCUGGGGCUGCAGUGGCACCCCUUCAGUCUCAGCUCAAGCCCUCACGAUCCGGAGGUGACCUUCCACAUCCGUGCUCUGGGAGGCUGGACGAAAAGCCUUGUCCGCAGCUUGAAAGAGGUGGAAGCCGGCUCUCCAGUGUCUCUUCCGAUCUAUGUCGACGGUCCCUUUGGUUCCGUGGGCCUGGACAUAGAUGGACCCACCUACAAGUCCUUCCUGCUUGUUGGCGGUGGCAUUGGCGUUACCCCAUUGCGGAGCAUUUGGGGUGAGUUGUUGGACCAGGCUGCCCGUGGCCGAGCUUUCGGCAAGCUUCGUCUCCUGUGGUCCGUCUCUGACUCUGCGAUGCUGGAGGGGCUCGGCGUCCCAGGGCCAAAGGGAGAAACGGAUGCCCAGGUGGAGAUCUUCCUCACGCGCGAAGAGGUCCUCCAGGGCGAGAGGCGAGCGGCGAUCGGCGAUGUGAUGCAACAGGUGGUGCUUGGGAGUCGUCCGGAUCUCAACAAAUCUUUCGAUGAGAUGCGACAGCAUUGCGAGAAGGCCUCGGAGAAGCGUGUGGCUGUGCUUGCUUGCGGUCCCACGAGUCUGAUCAAGGCCACACAGCAGGCGUGUCUGAAGCACUCCCACGGAGGCAUCCGCUUCGAUCUCCACUCUGAAACGUUUGAGUUCUGA
Messenger RNA from Symbiodinium necroappetens, 1434 nucleotides. The record is from the annotation of a GenBank genome assembly. NCBI's taxonomy places the organism in Eukaryota, Dinophyceae, Suessiales, Symbiodiniaceae.